This is a messenger RNA of Erigeron canadensis, 1233 nucleotides long. Its product is annotated as GDSL esterase/lipase At4g10955-like. Bases 52 to 1095 code for a protein of 347 amino acids. Lineage: Eukaryota; Viridiplantae; Streptophyta; Magnoliopsida; Asterales; Asteraceae. The transcript is spliced from 3 exons. Gene Ontology annotation, biological process: lipid metabolic process. The record is from RefSeq and is a predicted model, not a curated record.
AGAAUUCACAUAAGAAACUAACCCGAUUCAUUAAGCUCAAGUCGAGUCAUCAUGGCCUCACCCCGCGAAAUAUUUGAUGUUUCGGGACCAUUGCACCUGCUAACUUCUUUUGACUGGCGAAAUACAUUCCAUCGAAGAUCCCUUGCUGCAAGCCUAGUGCAAGGUGUUUAUAUUUUGGAACGAGAUCGCCAACGAGGAAUAAGCACUGGGCACGAAAACCAUGCCCAUGCUUCGCAAUGGUGGGAACGGUUUCAUUUUCAGUUGAACCAUGUUCUAGUAGACGAGAGCGAUUUGUCUUUCUUUGGAGCUAUUUAUGAGCUCAAAUAUGCACAUCCUGUUUUCUUUCAGUCUAGACCAUUCCCUCCACGAUAUGUCAUAGCUUUUCGUGGAACAAUCACGAGAUCUCUCACGAAAUCUGAAGAUAUGAGACUAAACAUGAAAUGUAUCUUUGAUAAACUUGAAGAUAGCCCUCGAUUUCGUACUGCUUUCGAAGCUGUUUCAAGCACGGUCGCGAAUGUAGGCCCGACUAGUGUGUGGUUAGCUGGACACUCUUUAGGUGCAUCAAUAGCAAUGCUGGCUGGGAGAAACAUGGCAAAGUCUCGAUUUCAGCUCGAGACCUAUCUAUUCAAUCCACCUUUCUUUUCAGUUCCAAUCGAGAAGCUAAUAAAAAACGAAAAAGUGAAACAUGGUGUUCGUAUCGUUGGAAGUCUUGUGACAGCAGGAAUAGCAACAGCAAUGAAACUUGACCGAAAGGAUCCUGAAGAGGAUCCAUUUAAUGUGUUAUCUGAAUGGACGCCUUACGUGUUUGUGAAUCCAUCAGACCCGAUCUGUGCUGAGUACAUUGGGUAUUUCCAGCACAGAGAAAAGAUGGAAGGGAUAGGAGUUGGGAAAAUAGGAAGGAUUGCUACUAGGCAUUCGAUAGGAAGUCUAGUUUCCGGUGCAAUGGGGAGGGACUCGGAACCCCUGCAUCUUCUACCGAAUGCUUAUAUAACGGUGAACCUUAGUCCGUCAGAGGAUUUCAAGAAAGCUCAUGGAAUUCAUCAAUGGUGGCAACCACAUUUUCAAUGGCAAUCGAAACUAUACAAAUUCGUAUAAGAUCUCAACUUAACUGCUUAGUUCUUUGCAGGGUGCAAGACAAUAGUCCAAGUUUUCCCAUAAUGUAACAGGCUUAUGAAUUAUGAUGUUUGUAAAACUUGAAUAACAUGCAAAAGAUUAGUUGAAGAACUUGUGUUA